Molecule: messenger RNA, 1490 nt
Organism: Myotis lucifugus (little brown bat)
Lineage: Eukaryota; Metazoa; Chordata; Mammalia; Chiroptera; Vespertilionidae
Product: interleukin-6 receptor subunit beta-like
Exons: 8
Coding region: 141-1475 (444 amino acids)
Biological process (GO): cytokine-mediated signaling pathway
Cellular component (GO): external side of plasma membrane
Molecular function (GO): cytokine receptor activity; protein binding
Source: RefSeq, a predicted model, not a curated record
GGGAGACUGGCUCCGUUCUACACCCCUGAGAACGCACCCCUUUCUGUAGAGCAGCCUCCGGAGCGGAGCCGCUGGAAAUGCCACGAAGGGAAGUGUGAGCCGCGACGUUCCUGUGCCUCCUGCAGACUUGUCCCCGCAAGAUGUCGGCCCUGCGGACGCAGACGCUGCCCACCCUGCUGCUGCUCCUCACCGCCACGUGCCUGGGGGACCUUCUGGAUGUUUGCGGCUAUAUCGACCCCGAGUCUCCGGUUGUGCAGCUUGGUUCUAAUUUCACUGCGGUCUGUGUGCUCACGGAGAAAUGUAUGGAUUAUUUACACGUCACCGCUGACCACAUCUUCUGGAAGACAAACCACGUGACGGUGCCUCUCGAGCAGUACACUGUCAUCAACAGCACGGCGUCGAGCGUCACCUUCCCAGACUUCUCCCUGUUAAACACCCAGCUCACCUGCAACAUCCGCACGUUCGGGAUCGAUCAGAACGUGUAUGGGAUCAGCAUCGUUUCCGGCCUGCCUCCAGAAAAACCUAAGAACUUGAGCUGCAUCGUGAACGAAGGGAAGAGAAUGACCUGUCGGUGGGACCCGGGGCGGGAGACGUAUCUGGAGACAAACUUCACCCUCAAAUCUGAAUGGCCCACGGACAAGUUUCCUGACUGUAAGACGAAGCGCGGCAGCCCCCCUGCGUGCACCGUGGAGUACCUGCCCGUGUACUUCGUCAACAUGGAGGUCUGGGUGGAGGCGCAGAACGCCCUGGGCGAGGUCGAGUCCGAGCACAUCAACUUCGACCCUGUGAAUAUAGUGAAGCCCGCUCCUCCGCACAACUUGUCCGUCAGCAACUCGGAGGAGCUGUCCAGCAUCUUGAAGCUGACCUGGGUCAACUCCAGCAUCGACAAGUUCAUCGGCCUGAAGUACGACAUCCAGUACCGGGCCCGGGGCACCGCGGCCUGGAGCCAGAUUCCUCUUGAAGACACAGCGUCCACCCGCUACUCCUUCACGGUCCAGGACCUGCGGCCCUUCACGGAGUACGUGUUCCGGGUGCGCUGCAUGAAGGAGGACGGCCAGGGCUUCUGGAGCGACUGGAGCGAAGAGGCGCGGGGGACCACGUAUGAGGACCGACCGUCCAAGGCACCGAGCUUCUGGUAUAAGGUGGAGCCGUCCCCUGCUCACGGCUACAGGUCCGUGCGGCUCCUGUGGAAGACCCUGCCUCCGUUUGAAGCCAAUGGGAAAAUCUUGGAUUACACAGUGGCUCUCACGAGAUGGAAAUCACAUUCACAAAACUACACAGUCAACGACACAAAGCUGACCGUGAACCUCACCAACGAUCGCUAUAAAGCAGCCCUGACAGCCAGGAACCUGGUGGGCACGUCCGACGCCGCUGUGCUCACCAUCCCUGCCUCUGACUUCCCAGGUCGGUGUCCGAGGGCCUGGCUCCUGAGGGAGGGCUCGGUGGGGCCGCCUGUGAGGACGGACGCACUCUGACCACCCUCAGGGCGG